AUGAAGAUUAACGAACACCAGGCUAUCCUCACACCCCGCCUUCUUCUUGUUCCGUACAGUUCUCACCACGUCCCCACAUACCACGAAUGGAUGCAAGAUGAGGAGUUGCAGAAGCUUACCGCAUCCGAGCCACUGACGCUUGAGGAGGAGUACGCCAUGCAAGCGUCAUGGCGUCAGGAUGCAGAUAAAUUGACCUUUAUCAUCUGCACCUCACCGAACACGCCAACAGCACCAUCGGAUCUUUCCACGAUGGUCAAGGUCUCUCCCGGAACGGAAGAUGCACCCGACCGCAUGGUAGGGGACGUUAACCUGUUCUUGUAUCCGUGUGAGGAAGGUGAUGACGUAGAGCAACAAGAAGGCUGUGGGACAGAGAAGGUGGACACGGUCGGCGAGUUGGAGAUUAUGAUUGCUCGACCUAGCGCUCGAGGAAAGGGACUCGCGAAAGAAGCCCUGCAGGCUUUCAUCUGGUACAUAUCCACAUCGUUGCCGGCUAUUCUGGAGGAGUACGCAAAGGGAACAAAUGACACGGGCAAGCUGAAGUCUCUAAGCUACUUGAGAGUCAAGAUUGACAAAGACAACACUGGGAGCAUCAAACUGUUCAAAACGUUGUGCUUCGGUCAAGUCAGCGGGCCUAACUAUUUUGGGGAAGUGGAACUGCGGUCUAUGGAUGUACAUGGUGGGAUAGCGGAUGCUGCUGGGUUUGCAAGAAAACUAUUCUACGGGGACUGA
Molecule: messenger RNA, 729 nt
Organism: Alternaria burnsii
Lineage: Eukaryota; Fungi; Ascomycota; Dothideomycetes; Pleosporales; Pleosporaceae
Exons: 3
Coding region: 1-729 (242 amino acids)
Biological process (GO): protein acetylation; lipid metabolic process
Molecular function (GO): N-acetyltransferase activity; oxidoreductase activity, acting on the CH-CH group of donors
Source: RefSeq, a predicted model, not a curated record